AUGGUGAUAGUUUUCCAACUCCCGUUUCCGAUUUGGUCAUUUAGUGCCGAUCCAGCCAUGAUGGGAUUUGUCAAUUUGUACUAUCCCGGACCACCGGGACCUUACGGUACACCUGGUCCCACGCCAACUGGAAUUCUCACCCCAACUGGAUUUUAUCCUCAUCCACAUCAUCCGAAUCCUCCGCUGAUGGUUGGCCCACCAUCCGGUCCAUCCACUCCCUUCAAUGCUUAUCCAACCAUGCUCCAGCCAUCCUAUCCGACCACACCGUACAUCGGUGGACAGUCUGCUGUGGCUGGUCUGACUGUCCCGAGUGCUGUCCCCGUCACCCAACCGAUGCUCAGCUCAAGUCCGUUGGCUUACACCUCACCAUUGUAUUGGAAUACACCCGUAUCGGCCUCGAUGAUUGCCGCCUCUCUCGGUGCAAACACAACCGGUCUAGGGUCAACAGCUGUAACCACCGUGGCAGACAUGAACGGAACAAAUAAAUCCAAUCUAGUGACUGGCACAAAUCCGUACAUCGAUGUGAAAAGACUAAUAUUGGAAACCGAAACAAUGAAACAUCUGUCUUUUGUGAUGGAGAACUUCGAAGAUGAUGACGAUGAUGAUGAUGACAUUCUGGAGAGGCUGAUUCACUCAUCUUCACUUGGUCGUCGUGGUUGGAAAGUGUACUACGCACGUUUGCGUGAUCUGGUUCUCUACCUGUACAAAAACGCCAUGGUCGCGAAUGCAGCUGCUCGAGCGGAAGAAUUGCACAAUUUGCACCAACAACAACUGCAACAGCAUCAUAAUUGUUUGCGUCAACUGGCUAUGCAACAACAGCAGCAACAUCAACGAUUGGUCAUAAUGCAUCCGCCAGAGCAACCGGAACAGAAAGAGGAAGAAGAAGAGGAGGAGGAGGAUGGUAGCGGUGGUGGAGUCAAAGAUGUGCGAACGCAUGAAGAAUCCGAGAAUCCGUCCGGCGCGGAACAGAUGAACGGAUCAAUGAAUCCCAAAGCGGAAAGAGAGGAUAGUUCGGUGGUUUCAGAUUGCCCCACAUCGUACGAGACACAAGAACCGGUCACGUCCCCUCCCACCAAAGAAACAGCUCAAUCAACCGUUUCACUCAACUCUGAGACGAAAGCGGAACUGAACGGGUCAAACAAAGAGAUGAACGAAUCGAAUGUUAGUCAUCAAUCGAAUGCUGCUGAGACGGAACCUCAUCCGCAUCCGAAAUCAGAUCAACCGGACCCGGUUUUCUCCUCCCCAUCGAUCAGUCCCGAGGCUAAGGCAACUAAUUCCCAUUCACCAUCCCCAUCUCCUGAGUACAGUGCUCAGCCGGAUGAUCCUUCAGCCUCGAACGGCACAGCAGCAACAAACAACAAUCUCGCUCACCCAUAUUCGACCGAGAAUCAAUCCACUAUCGCCUCGGCCAUACCAAUUCCAACACCUUUGGGUUUUGGGCCUACAUCGCAGGCAGCCCUGGCUUUUCCACCGCCUCCGACAUUUGUUCCACCGGCAAUCCCACCCCCGGAGGCAGUGAUUCGGAUUGCGCAUGCCAUCGCUUCACGAGCGACCGAUUAUUUGAAGAAACCCAAUGUAUUCCGUUUGAAAACACGCGAGGGAGCCGAGUAUCUGUUUGAGGUUGCACUACUCUUCCCUUACUUUUACUGCAAAAACUAUUAUCUGUUUGGGGGUUAUUGGUGGACCGCACAGUUGUAUCUCACUGACGCUCGCCUACAUAUUGUGUUCAUUGUGUUUUCCGCUGCUCUCCCUUUACCUGUGCGUCGGGAAUACAGCGAUGCAAAAGAGUUAGACAUGUGGGUCGAACGGAUCAAUUUUGUGGCCGCAUUGCUCUCCGCCCCUGCCAUCCCCGGACCGAUCGGAUCGGAACGUGGAUUCUAUCGUCCGCAUUUACCCGUAACUUGUACCAAACUCAACAUGCCAACUCGUGCCUCGUCCAUAUCCGGUCGGACCAGUGACGCAGCCAGAGCUGCAGCUGCUGCCGUAUUGGCUAGAGCUAUUAAUAAGGAACCAAAGUGGACUAAGAAAGAUGACACCUCCACCAUUGGAAACACCACUUCCACAGAAACCGAUUCCAUCGGCUCUAAUGAACAGCGAACUGAGGACGGCAGUGCGGAAUCGUCCAGCACAAUUGGGACCACCAACAGUACAUCUACAACGGCGGCUCCAACUUCCUCCUCAUCCACUGUAUCCUUGAUUUCGGUAUUUUCCACCAGUAGUUUGGGACGUCGACGCAAAACAAGCUCAGGUUCCCUGUGCGGCACUGCAGACACCACUUUGGGCCCGGUUCUCACGGCCAAGCAGCGUGCCGAACAUGAAGAAAGAAUACAGUUCACGGAAGCUGAGAUCCAUCGAUACAAGACUUAUGCCAGACUAUUAGAAGCCGAACUAUUUCGCAUUCAACAGUCUUCGGCCGCCGUCGCACACGCCGCCGCACUGGCCGCAGCAAACAAUUUCUCACCCUAUAUGAAUCCUUACAAUCCACUGCCUGGCAAUUUACAUGGUUUCCAGCACUACGGUCCAAUCGGUUUUGGAUCCGGCACCGGUAUUCCUUUCUCGGCUCCCAUCCCGGUACAGUCACCCCGAUACUUUUUACCACGUGAUCACCCGGUUCCGGCUUACGCAACGACACCUAAUAUGUUGCCAUUGGCUGUCCUUGGACCUUCGGAUCCUCUUUCAGAAGAAUCGACUAAUACAGAACUUACAUCUGAUCCAGCCAACUCGAUUUCUUCCUCAGUGGCCAAUACCUGUGUGAGUAAUCCUCCUUUACCCUCCAUGUACUCAAUCCCAACAGCUGUGCCAGUCGCUAGCCGACCUCGGUCCCUUCCAUAUUCUUAUUAUGGUCCCCAAUUGGCACCGCCCUCUUCUUAUUCCCCAUCAGUUUCCGGACGCUUCUAUUCUCAUCCGAGACAGCUGCGCAAUCCACACCACUACCGUCAACAACAACAACAGCUUGGAUUUGGAGCACCUGGUUCGGUAGGUUUCGGUCGAAGCAACGGCAUGAUGAUGAUGAUGAACGGGCAUCGUUUGGCUGAGGAGGACUCCACUUCCGAAUCCCCUCCAUCCCCAUCAUCAGACCCCGCAACUGUCUCUGCAGAGGGUGAAUCAUCC
Messenger RNA from Echinostoma caproni, 3111 nucleotides. The record is from the annotation of a GenBank genome assembly. NCBI's taxonomy places the organism in Eukaryota, Metazoa, Platyhelminthes, Trematoda, Plagiorchiida, Echinostomatidae.